Messenger RNA from Silurus meridionalis, 2445 nucleotides. It is a transcript of the gene ccdc92ba, whose product is annotated as coiled-coil domain containing 92Ba. The coding region runs from base 719 to 1615 and encodes 298 amino acids. The record is from RefSeq and is a predicted model, not a curated record. The transcript is spliced from 4 exons. NCBI's taxonomy places the organism in Eukaryota, Metazoa, Chordata, Actinopteri, Siluriformes, Siluridae.
CAUCCUACUCAAUUGUGUGUGUAAUAUGUGAUAUAAAUAAUAAAUUAUAUUAUUAAGUAUAACUGGAUCGAUGUCGGAUUGAAAUAGACAGGGAGGAUUUAUGUCAAAAUAUACGAAUAAAUAAUAUAAACAUAGCAAAUGUUUACUUUAAAACCCCCACCCAAUUCUGUGUUCUAUCUUCGCAUCACCGCGUGUCUUUAAAAGCCUGAUGUGCUGCAGCUGGAUGCGUGCACUUCUACUCCGGUUUGUUUGUGUCCGCGGGCGCGUGCUGCUCGCUGCGCGCUUUUCCGUCCUCCAAUCGUGUUGAGCGCUGAUCUGCGCGCGCCGCCUCUCGUCUCCCUGCUGGCGUGUGGAGGAAACGGCGUCCGUCGUGCAGAACGAAAGGCAGGACCACGCGAAGAGGCAGCAGACAUCAUCCUGGUGUCCAUGUCGCCCUCGCCACUGGUUUCCACUACAAACCCGUACAAACUGGUGUUGACGCACUGUGUGUGUUUGGAUGCAUGGAUUCUGGUGUAACCUUGGCGGUUGUCGGUGAUGCAGCAAUGCCUUAAUGCUUCACCGAGCAUCGAUCUGCUUCUGCUUCCUCGAAAGAUGUCGUCCUGGCUUCAUCCUGCAUUGUGUUUCAUCUCGGACUUGAUUUAAAACCGGACCUCCAUUUCGUGGAUCGGUUACUCUGUUUCUAAAGCUUUGCAUCCCUCGUUUGAGUGUCACUGCGAUAAUGGAGAGCCCGCGACCACAGGUGGUGAUGGACAGGAGCGCUUUGGCGAGGCAGGUGGAGAGUGUGGAGCGAAGCAUCGUAUUCUUGAGGCAGGAGCAGCUGACACUGCUGCACGGCUUACACCUGGAGAUCCUCUCCCUGCAGAAACGCUGCACAGAACUGACCCAUGAGUUGAAUUUAAAGCCUCCUGGCAAAAGUGAAGCAGAGGUACAUGAGAAAGAGGAGCUGUUGGAGGCACAUUGUCAGGUCGUGGAGAGCAGACUACAAGAGCAGGAGCAAUCUCAGGAUGAACUGCGUGAUGAGCUAAGCCACAAGGGGAUGCUGGUGGGAGCUCUGAGGGCAAGCCUGAAGGAAAAAGAGCGCCGCUUCCUGGAGGAGCUCAAGCAGCGCAGCCACAGAAGCACCGCGCUUAACACCGAGCUACAGAAGCAAACCAAGACUGCCGCCUACCUGUCAUUUCAGCUGCACGCUGCCAGGCAAAAGCUGCAGCAAAGGCAACAGCAGCAGCAUCGCAGGAGACAGGAAGAGGGUGGGACAGAGAAUCCAUCCUUUCUUGGCUUGCCUCAGCAUGAUAACUUCACUACUCCUGCGGUCAAACCGAAAAGGCGCAGCGGCGUCAGGGCUUGCUCACACCUCCGUGCUGAGCGGGCCAGGGAGUGUGUUCCUCGUGAGAGAGUUAUGGGUCCAGAGGAACCCAUGGCCAUGCCUGACCCUGCACUCUUCCUCCACCCGCGCAGACCGGCAGCGGCGCAACCAUUUCAGCAUAACACACAGACAUUGCGGGGGGCUGAAGGUGGAGAGGAGCCAGAUGAAACAGACCAUGGAGACUCGGCCAGCAGGCUGAUUGCCACAGUCCCUGUCAAAACAGCCGCUACUGCGGAGAGCAAAGCAAAGUGACUGUGAUGUCAUGACCUGCUGUUUACCUCUUAUCACUGACUGCAUUGGCACUAGUGGACAUGUUUUUUUUCUAUAUUUGCUUUAUUAUUAAAUUUUGUUAGUUAGCUUUGAAUUCACAAAAAAACAAUAAUGGCCAGUGGACUGGUCGCAGUGCACAGCGCCGCUGUGUGGUUUUGCCUUGUUUUAGGAAGGAAAGCCAUAGGGCAGCUCAGUGUUGACCAUGUGGUGGGGUGCCUCUGUGUCUUGGCUAUUUGUUACUAAUGUUCCCUUGCAGUAAUUUUUUAGGUUUUGUUGUGUUUAGGAAGGAUUUUUGUUGCUAUACAGCUUGAUCUUUGUAAUUCUAAAUAACAUUUCUAUACUUUUUCAAGCACUGCAGUGAGUGCACAUGAGAAAACCUACUUUUUUAUGAACAUUUUUUUGCCCCCCCUCCCCAAUAAUAAGAAAUCAGCUGUUUAAUCAGUACAGAUGUGUAUAAUAGUAGGGAUGUGGGAGGUGUUUGCUGUAGAUUGUGGCUCAGGGGUUACUUAGUGUAGAGAGUUUGAGAGUCUGUGUGUUUGUAGGUAGCGUAAGCUUUUAGAAGGAUUAAGUAUGGAAUUGUCAUUUAGAAAUCAUGAUAGGAAUCACUGAUUUGUUUUUCGGAUCUGUUUGAAAGCCCUGACCACUGAUUUUAGAGUGUUUCACAUUUGGUAGCAGGUCGUCUAUAAUUGAAGCCUCAGCAGUGCUGCGUGUGCAUUACUGACAACCUUUUGUUCACUUAUUUCGUGCACUGUAAAAAUCUAAUUCAUCCCAAUUUGCUUGCAUUACCUAUGUACAAAUAAGUAACAUUCAUG